Molecule: messenger RNA, 907 nt
Organism: Thalassophryne amazonica
Lineage: Eukaryota; Metazoa; Chordata; Actinopteri; Batrachoidiformes; Batrachoididae
Product: transmembrane O-methyltransferase homolog
Exons: 4
Coding region: 68-859 (263 amino acids)
Biological process (GO): catecholamine catabolic process; dopamine metabolic process; developmental process
Molecular function (GO): catechol O-methyltransferase activity
Source: RefSeq, a predicted model, not a curated record
UUUUCUUUGGUCGAUACUGAGAGCUUUGUGUAUUUGACAGAAUCACAGCAGUUUGGUUACUGUUGAGAUGUGGCUGAUGGCCGUUUCCGUUCCUCUGCUUUCUGCUGUCAUCUUUGCAUCCAGUCGUUAUCGUGUCAACAUUUCCACUCUGUGGCACCACGUUCACUCCUGGGCCCUCAGACUGCUGCGAGGGCGCGUGUGUGUGACGAGCACCCACGCCUUUGUCUUCUCAACGUGCACCCACGGCAAUGCUGACAGUGUUAUUCAGGCCUUUGACCUUUACUCUGAGACACACCCCUCUCUCUGCAUCGGCCCACACAUGGGUGAGGCGCUGGACGAAGUGAUGAGACGUGUCCGACCAUCCGAAGUGCUGGAGUUGGGGAUGCAUGUUGGAUACAGUUCAGUCCGCCUGCUACGCCUGCUGCCCCCUGCUGGCAGGCUGAUCACAGUGGAGUGUGACCCCUUCACAGCAGCUUUGGGGGAAGAGAUCAUCCUGGUGGCAGGUUUCAAAUACUCACAGUUCUGUGUGUUGACAUGCACUUCAACUGAAGCCAUCCCAAAGCUGAAGAUGGAUCCUGUUGUCAGGACCAAUCCAGGAUCCAGUAAGGGCUUCAGUGUGGUACUGAUGGACCACGACCCCCAGCAAUACCUUCCAGACCUGAUGUCUCUGGAGACAAUGAAGCUCCUCUGCCCCUCUGGCUGCACCAUUCUUCUGAUUAACCAGAACCAAAGAGCUGAGGAUCUUAGAGAAACCCUGGAUUACAUCAGAUCCAAGCCUGACUGUUACUGCAUCAACACCGAGCUUCACCGUAUGAUUGAGGUCUUCUAUCACCAUGAAGAUGCUCGAGCAGAAGACUGAGGAAGGCUGAGAGCCGUUUGUGGGUAGUUCUCGAUGAAUGAAUGUUUA